AUGAGGAACAAGAAACAACUAUGGAAAUUGAUGGAUAGCAUUUCAGAUGUGGAUUCACGUAAGAAAAAAUCUCCAAAACAUUUCACACCUCAUUACAUGGAUGGAUUAUUAGCAUAUGUUGCACCAUACUUUUAUAGCCCACAAGAAUUCCACCAAAUUAAGCAUGCAUCAUCAAUAUAUAACAAGGCUAUGGAAGAAAGAAAAGGCAAGAGAAAGAUCGUCUUCAUCGCGCCGGUGAAGAAAACAUCAAGUAAAAAAGUGUUGUCUAGAUUGGAGAAGGGCUCAUCAUCCAAGAAAGCGUCGGGCUCGAAUAGGGCAUCAACACCGCCGCCUCCUCCCGUUUCGGUGUUACCGGUAAAGCGCCUGGCCUACAGUUUAUGA
Molecule: messenger RNA, 381 nt
Organism: Vicia faba (fava bean)
Lineage: Eukaryota; Viridiplantae; Streptophyta; Magnoliopsida; Fabales; Fabaceae
Source: the annotation of a GenBank genome assembly